Molecule: messenger RNA, 2261 nt
Organism: Rattus rattus (black rat)
Lineage: Eukaryota; Metazoa; Chordata; Mammalia; Rodentia; Muridae
Gene: Irak4
Product: interleukin 1 receptor associated kinase 4
Exons: 12
Coding region: 217-1602 (461 amino acids)
Biological process (GO): signal transduction; protein phosphorylation
Cellular component (GO): plasma membrane
Molecular function (GO): ATP binding; protein serine/threonine kinase activity; magnesium ion binding
Source: RefSeq, a predicted model, not a curated record
GGGUUGGCUCCGCCCCUACAUUCUCACCCCCUAGCUGACCAGCCUUCCUUGUCCCACAGAAGGAUUUGGUACCCGGUAGCCCGCAUCAUCCGGAUCGCAGGCAGUCUGAAGUCCCCUCGUGGCCCUGUGUCCUCCACUCCCGAAUCCUCGCGGGACCGUGGCGGGGCGCCGAUCGCCUUGUGCAAGAAGCGAGGAACGUCAGAGAGGAAGUAGAAGAUGAGCAAGCCUUUGACCCCGUCAACGUACGUACGCAGCCUCAAUGUUGGAAUCCUCAGGAAGCUGUCGGAUUUUAUCGAUCCCCAGGAAGGAUGGAAGAAAUUAGCGGUAGCUAUUAAAAAGCCAUCGGGUGAUGACAGAUACAAUCAGUUUCAUAUAAGGAGAUUCGAAGCCCUACUUCAGACCGGAAAGAGCCCCACUUGUGAACUGCUGUUUGACUGGGGCACCACGAACUGCACAGUGGGCGACCUUGUGGAUCUUCUGAUCCAGAUUGAGCUGUUUGCCCCUGCCACUCUCCUGCUGCCAGAUGCUGUUCCCCAAGCCGUCCACAGCCUACCUCCUAGAGAAGCAGCAACAGUGGCGCAGGCACACAGGCCCUGCCAGGAAAAGAACAGGGCAACCGUAACGCCUGCGCCUGCGCAGAAGCAAGAACCCAGCUGCGAGCCGCCCGACUCCUCCAGUCCAGGCCAUCAAAGUGUAGAAUUCAGCGACACUCGAUUUUACAGUUUCUCAUUUUAUGAACUGAAGAGCAUCACGAAUGACUUCGAUGAGCGACCUGUGUCUAUCGGGGGCAACCGAAUGGGAGAGGGGGGAUUUGGAGUGGUGUACAAAGGCUGUGUGAACAACACAACCGUAGCGGUGAAGAAGCUUGGAGCAAUGGUGGAAAUCAGUACUGAAGAACUAAAGCAACAGUUUGACCAAGAAAUUAAAGUAAUGGCCAAGUGUCAGCACGAAAACCUGGUGGAACUGCUGGGCUUCUCCAGCGACAGUGACAACCUGUGCUUAGUGUAUGCUUACAUGCCCAAUGGUUCCUUGCUGGACAGACUGUCCUGCCUGGAUGGAACGCCACCGCUUUCCUGGCACAUGAGAUGCAAGAUUGCUCAGGGUGCAGCAAACGGCAUCCGUUUUUUGCAUGAAAAUCAUCAUAUUCACAGAGAUAUUAAAAGUGCAAAUAUCUUACUAGACCAAGACUUUACUGCUAAAAUAUCUGACUUUGGGCUUGCACGGGCUUCCGCGAAGCUUGCACAAACGGUCAUGACCAGCCGAAUUGUGGGCACAACGGCUUAUAUGGCGCCCGAAGCUUUGCGAGGAGAAAUAACACCCAAAUCUGACAUCUACAGCUUCGGUGUGGUUUUAUUGGAGCUGAUAACCGGACUUGUGGCUGUGGAUGAAAACCGUGAACCUCAACUACUACUGGAUAUUAAAGAAGAGAUUGAAGACGAGGAGAAGACGAUCGAAGAUUACACAGACGAGAAGAUGAGCGAUGCGGACCCUGCGUCCGUCGAGGCGAUGUACUCUGUUGCUAGCCAGUGUCUGCACGAGAAGAAAAACAGACGGCCAGACAUUGCAAAGGUUCAACAGCUGCUACAAGAGACGUCUGCAUAAAACUAAUGAAGUAAACAUAGACGUUUUUACUUCCCGCCGUCCUGGGGACCGGAAAAGCACUUUGACACUGAGCUGCAUCACCUGCCUGUUGUUUGCGUUUGUUUUUGUUUUUUCCUGAGCGCGCUUUGUCUUUAACGAGGCAGCAUAUUGCGCUGUACUGGUUAGUUGAUGAAUGUGUUGGCGUGGUAGCACUUGUCCCCGCCCACUUAGUACGGCGCUCAUUUCAACCUUACCAGUGUACAAUGAACUAAAGAUUCAGGAAAUCAGCCCAGUGCUUUACAGAGAUGCUAGGGUUAUUGGGGAGUGGAGGAGGUGAGGUAAGACAGGGUUUCUCUGUGUACCCCUGGAUGUCCUGGAACUUGCUCUGUAGACCAGGCUGGCCUUGAACUCAGCAAUCUGCCUGCCUCUGCCUACUUCAUGUUGGGAUUGAAGGUGUGUGCCUUCCAGCUGGGGAUCGAGGUUUGAAGCUCAGCAAACCCCACUAGUAAUUUCCUGCAAAGCUUUGGACCAGCUCUUAGCUACUAUAAGCGUUAGUUUUGGCUUUUGUUUUUUGUUAUGAACUUCGUGCUCCUGUAAAUAGCUCCUCACCUAUGUCCCUGUAAGGAACCUCUCCCCACAGUCCCUAUAACCCCAACUAAACUCGUUGGUUCAACCAUGUA